AUGCAGCGAGUCGAUCCUCGGCCGGAGCCACAAGACAACCCACAAUCAUCGGCGCAAGGAAAGCAGCAUGGGGGAUGGGCCAUACCGACAGGUUUCGCAUCGACAGGUCACCAAUCACACACCCAGAGCUUUGAAGAGAUAUACGGCGUACCAGAGAACUUUCUGGAGAUAGAGGUAUCCAACCCCCAAACCCACCAACCCACCGCCUCCCCCUCGUCACGCUACACAACCUACCUCAUCCGCCUCCGCACCAACAUCCCCGCCUUCAAACUCCGCCAAUCCGAAGUACGCCGGCGAUACAGCGACUUCGAAGUCUUCCGCGACCUCCUCGAGCGGGAAUCCGCCCGCGUUAGCAUCCCACCCCUCCCCGGGAAAGUCUACCUAAACCGCUUCGACGACGGCGUGAUCGAGGACCGACGGAAAGGGCUAGAACGCUUCCUGAAGAUCGUAGUGGGCCAUCCGUUAUUGCAGACGGGGAGUAGAGUCCUUGGCUCCUUCGUGCAGGAUCCGAAUUGGGAUCGGAAUGCUUGGUAG
Recurvomyces mirabilis is the source of this 534-nucleotide messenger RNA. It is a transcript of the gene SNX3, whose product is annotated as Sorting nexin-3. Gene Ontology annotation, cellular component: early endosome membrane; retromer complex. The coding region runs from base 1 to 534 and encodes 177 amino acids. The transcript is spliced from 2 exons. The record is from RefSeq and is a predicted model, not a curated record. Gene Ontology annotation, molecular function: phosphatidylinositol-3-phosphate binding. NCBI's taxonomy places the organism in Eukaryota, Fungi, Ascomycota, Dothideomycetes, Mycosphaerellales, Teratosphaeriaceae. Gene Ontology annotation, biological process: late endosome to Golgi transport; endocytic recycling.